Abrus precatorius (Indian licorice) is the source of this 2098-nucleotide messenger RNA. RefSeq names its product L-type lectin-domain containing receptor kinase IX.1-like. The transcript has a single exon. The record is from RefSeq and is a predicted model, not a curated record. Gene Ontology annotation, biological process: protein phosphorylation. NCBI's taxonomy places the organism in Eukaryota, Viridiplantae, Streptophyta, Magnoliopsida, Fabales, Fabaceae. Gene Ontology annotation, molecular function: ATP binding; protein kinase activity; carbohydrate binding. Gene Ontology annotation, cellular component: plasma membrane. Bases 146 to 2098 code for a protein of 650 amino acids.
UAUUACGUUCUCUAAUUUUUUCUUGUGGAGCCUAUUUUUAAUGUUUUUAUAAUGUGGUUGUCAACUUAAUUACAGCAUUCUGAACAUCAUUUAGAAGAUAUUUAUGGCCCGUCCAAACUAAGCUUUUAUGAUCUUGUAACAAGGCAUGGCUACCACUUUAUGUUCUUCAUACGUGCUUCUAUUGUUAUUCUCAACUUUCCUUCUCAUAAGUUUCCAUGCCAAUUCAAUUUACUUCCAAAUUCCUCUUUUCAAUUCUAAUGAUUCCAACAUAACCUAUCAAGGAUCUGCAGCGCCGCGUGAUGGAGGAGUUGCAUUUAACGUCAAUGACAAUUAUCUAUAUCAAGUUGGAUGGGCCACUUAUGCUAAAAGGGUGUUACUAUGGGAGUCAACCACAGGUCAACUCACUGAUUUCACAACUCAUUACACCUUCUUUAUUGACACUCAGGAUCAACCUGCCUUUAAGUAUGGUGACGGACUUGCCUUCUUCCUAGCUCCUGUUGACAUUGAAAUCCCACCCAAUUCUGCAGGUGGGUUUCUUGGCCUUUUCAACUCUACAACUAAGAAUUCAACUAAAAACCAAAUUGUUCUAGUGGAAUUUGAUUCUUACCCAAAUUCUGAAUGGGGUGAGACUGUGCAGCAUGUGGGAAUCAAUAGUAAUUCAAUCAUUUCAUCAGUGUGGACUCGUUGGAAUGCUAGUCAACAUAGUGGUGACACUGCUGACGUUUGGAUAAGCUACAGUUCCACAGCCAAGAAUUUGAGUGUAUCUUGGAAAUACGGAAGCACCUCUGAUCCUCAAGAGAAAACUACUCUAUCAUAUCCAAUUGAUUUGAUGAAGGUUUUGCCUGAAUGGGUUACGAUUGGAUUUUCUGCAGCAACAGGUCUAUUUGAAGAAAGUCAUAAUCUUUUAUCAUGGGAGUUUAAUUCCACUUUGGAAGGCAAAGGUGGGAAUAACACAAGUAAGACAAGAUUAGUUAUGAUUCUAACUAUCUGUUGUGGUGUUAUAGUAGUGGGAAUAAUUGGAGCAGGUGGAUUCCUUUGGAGGAGGCAAAAGAAAAGCAAAAAGGAAGCGGCUAUGAAUUUAACCUCAAUCAAUGAUGACCUUGAAAGAGGAACAGGGCCAAGAAGGUUCUCUCAUAGGGAGCUUGCUUUGGCUACAAACAAAUUUUCGAGUGACAGAAAGUUAGGUCAAGGUGGGUUUGGAGCUGGUUUUAAAGGUUAUUUUGCUGACAUAGAUUUAGCAGUUGCUGUGAAGAAAAUAUCAAGGGGCUCCAGACAAGGGAAGAAAGAGUAUGUAACUGAGGUCAAAGUGAUUAGUCAAUUGAGACACAGAAAUCUUGUGCAACUCAUAGGUUGGUGCCAUGACAAAGGUGAGUUUCUGCUUGUUUAUGAGUUCAUGCCAAAUGGUAGCCUUGACACUCAUUUAUUUGGUAGAAGGACACCUCUUCGUUGGAGUGUGAGGCACAAGAUAGCUCUUGGAUUGGCCUCUGCUUUGCUUUAUCUGCAUGAAGAAUGGGAAAGAUGUGUGGUUCAUAGGGAUAUUAAAUCAAGCAAUGUUAUGUUAGAUUCUAAUUUCAAAGUCAAGCUUGGUGACUUUGGGCUGGCUAGGCUCAUGGACCAUGAACUUGGACCUGAAACAACAGGGUUAGCUGGAACCUUCGGAUAUUUGGCUCCAGAAUAUGUGAGUACAGGCAGGGCCAGCAAAGAGUCAGAUGUGUAUAGUUUUGGGGUGGUUGCUUUGGAGAUUGCUACGGGAAAGAAAGCUGUUGAUAUUAUAAAGGAUAAAGAUGAAGAAAAGGGUUUUCUUGAGUGGGUUUGGAAUUGUUAUGGCAAAGGGGAGGUGCUUAUGGCCAUGGAUGAGAGAUUGCAAAAUGAUUUUGAUGAUAAACAAGUGGAGUGUUUGAUGAUGGUGGGACUGUGGUGUGCUCACCCUGAUAUGAAUUUGAGACCAUCAAUAAGACAUGCAAUUCAAGUGCUUAAUUUUGAGGCUGAUAUGCCAAACCUUCCAUCAAAAAGACCUGUUGCAACAUAUAAUGCUCCUACAUCGCCCCCAACUUCAGGAGCAGAUUCCAUAACAAGAAGCCUUCAAAUUGGUCGUUGA